Messenger RNA from Trematomus bernacchii (emerald rockcod), 1724 nucleotides. RefSeq names its product translin-associated factor X interacting protein 1 (gene tsnaxip1). The record is from RefSeq and is a predicted model, not a curated record. The transcript is spliced from 11 exons. The coding region runs from base 99 to 1427 and encodes 442 amino acids. Lineage: Eukaryota; Metazoa; Chordata; Actinopteri; Perciformes; Nototheniidae. Gene Ontology annotation, cellular component: cytoplasm.
CUAAAGGCUUUAGCUUAGCUAAACGGACCAAAUAUAGACAUUUCAAAAGGACAGAAACUUAAAAAAAUAUAUAUUUAGACUUCAUACAGUCGCUAGAGAUGUUGCCACAUAAAGAUGUUACAUUUCCACCUUUAACGCCGUCAAAAACACAAAGACUGACAUUUGACCAGAGACUACAAUAUGACGUUAUCCAGACAUCAGAGGAAGGACAAGAAGAAAAGGCUGGAGCUGUUUCUGUCCAACCUGCUGUGAGAAAGUGCUGGACAGGUAGCAGUUACAUGUAUGCCGGCCCAGGGAGGAAGCCUCAGCUCCUGAAGCAGCUGGAGAGCUACGUUCACAAGGAGCUGCAGAUUAUCAGCUCGCCUGAGCCUCAGUUUCAGGAACAGAGACUACAGGUCUACCGAGAUGCCUUUGGUUGUUUCAUCAAAGAGUUCAAAACCUACCAACCCCUUCUUUCUGCCAUCAAGAGGGAAUAUGAAAACACUUUAGCAUAUCAGCAGGAUCAAAUCAGAGAACUGGAGCCGCUGCGGUCCCAUGUGAGGUUGGUGACAGAGGAGUGUGAGAGGAAGAUCCAAGCUCGCUGGGAAGAGGAGCGGAGUGAGAUCAGAGCUCUGAAAACGGAGAAGCAUCAACUUCAGAGGGUCAUAGAGGCCAUGAAGGAGAAGGAAACAGCCACACAGGCAGUGGUGGAGCGUCUGCAGUCUGAUCUCUCAGCUCAGUAUCUGCAGUACCGGGAGCAGCGUGAUGCCCGCCAGCUGCUGAUCUGGCAGAUCAACGACCUCACAAGAGGCUCUGUGGAGGAGGAGCAUCCAGCAGAUGGAAACUCAGAUGCUAGGGACCCAGUGCAGCUGCAGCUCUCUCUGAAGGUGUGCCGGAGAGACCUGACCACAGCUCAGGAGGAGCUCACCAGGAUGAAGGCAGAGUACUGGGACGUGGUGCCGAGGCGCAACUGGGACGCCCUGGAACAAACACACCAACAGAACCUCUCAAAGAUGCAAACGCUGCAGAGUGACUUUGAUCAGCUGAAGAGAGAGCAUGACAUCCUGCUGGAGCUCCACAAAGAAGGCAGCAUGCAGAACAAGACUAAUGAGCCCAGCACCCAGCAGAAGGAUGAGAGUGUAUCUCAAGAGCAAAACCAGGUUGAGUCCGACCACCUGAGCGACCUGAUCGACUCUGAGUCCCCUGAGAAGAGCACGCUCACUGUCCAGGAGUUUAGGAUGGCCCUGAGGACAGCGUUCCCUCUGAAGUCAGAUGAGGAAAUAAAUGAACUUGUGACCUCGGCUCAGAGCGAUCCAGAUGGCAGCGAUGACUCCAUCUCCUCUCAGAGACUCCACAGCCUGCUAGCAGAAAGUGUGGAAGCCGGACCUCCAGCUCUCGAAGAAUCAGAAGGACAAGCUGCAGAAAAUCCCGUUCAAGCCACCGACUGAUUUCAAGUUUUAUAGAAGUAUUCAUUAGAUUUUUUGGUAUUCAAGAAAGUGACCCGGUUUGCCUGAUUUAGGACAUUAGAUUAUUGUCACAGAUUAUUGAUUGUCCCCAAAACCCUUUUUUCUACAAUUCCUGAUUUCUAAAUAAAUAUACUAACUUAAAAAAAACAAUGACAUUGUUGCCAUUGUAGAGAUCUCAAAAUCUAGAAAUAUUAUGUGACAAAAUGUUUUGUGAUUUAAAUAUUUUGUUAUUAUUAUCAUGUGUGUAGAAUGGGUUAAUAUUCUGCCAAAUGCAAUUUA